AUGGCAUCCAAGAAACCAAUUGGGUUAACCACAAAUUCGCGUCCGUGUGUACUAUUCGGGCAGGCUUCGGAUCCAUCGGAGACGACCUCUACCAGCGAGUUCUACGACGACGAGUACGACGACGAAGACGACGUCGUACAGGACGAACGGACGCAGCAGCCGGACCAGCAGCGGGCGCGGGUACGGGUGCGGGGAGCAGGUGUUAACAGCGCGAAACCGUACGCGGAACGGUACGACGAUCCAGACGACGACGACGACGAGCAGGCGGAGACGAACGGUGAGGAAGGAUUUGCACACUGGAGCGGCGCGAAAGGUGGGCGCGGAUUUUUGAACGGCAGCGAGCAGCGCGCCUACCAUGCACUGGUAGUGGACGCGUUUGACGAAUCGGACCAACCGGACGAACCGUACUUUGGCCGUGUGCCGUAUAAUGCGAGCAGGGCUGGUGGCCCGAUCCCGUCGACGCCCUUGCCCCGUCCAGCCGUGGUACGCUCGUACGUGCGGCCAGUGUCGCGCUUUUACCGUCGCCAUUCGCCGCUAGCGUCCGUUCCGUGCGCGCGUGAGACGCCCAGCGCAGCCCAGCCAACGCGGUACACCGGCAGCUACACCAGCAGCGGCCAGCAGCAAACGAAGAAGCAUCAGCGCGAAGCAUCGAUCUCCUCCGGUACGGGCAGUCCGGCAUCGAGUGGGGAGGUGGGCCCGAAGCAGCGGGCAGCAAGGCAGCAUCGCUUUCUCGCCAUGUCGUCCGGUGACGCAGACGCCGUGCGGCCCGAGCACGAACCCGACCGUGCGAGAACGCCCCCAAAUCCGUCGACAUCGAUUGGGGGCACCAAUACCGAGAACGGGCCGACCGGCGCUCAGCCGAACGACACGCAGCAGCAGCAGCAGCAGCAGCAGGUCGGGUCCGGUGGUAGCGCUAUCGCUUCGGGUCCGGCAGUAGCAUCGACUGGCUCGAGCGCGACAGUGCCGUCGACAGCAACGCACGCACCGAACGGUACCAACCAGCAGCAACAGCAGAAUCUGGUGAACAACAAUCACAGCAACACGCCAGCGGACGCACCGACCACAGACACAGCUGCGUCCAAGCGUGACUUAAACCCGAAAGGUACGGCACCGCUGGUGCGCAGCAAGGAAUCCGUAUCGCCGCUACCGGUGAAGCGCCAGCAGAACGGACCCGUUGGGCUAAACGGGAUCGCCGGCAGCAGCAAGGACACCAACAACAACGCACCCGGCGAGGGCCAGCGUAGUCCGCAGGCCGCCACGCAAUCAACCGUAAACGGGCCGGGUCAAACGCCCACCAAUCCCAACCAACCGACGCGCCCGCUUGGCGGCAUCAAGGGACGGAAGGGGGGCGGCUGGAAGGCCCGCCCGGACAGUGAAUCGUUCGGGAACGCGCUCAACUCGCCGACGGACGAGGACGAGCUGCACGGUGGCAGCAGCCCGGUUACGGUACGCCGACAGCCGAUCAACGUCAAUCCGGUCAUCACCCGGGACAAGCUCGCUAGCGGUGGUGGUGUAGGUGGUAGUGUUGGUGGAAGUGUCAUUGGGGGUGGUGGUGGUGGUGGCGGUUGGGGUCCAAGACAGCGGGGUGGUGCGGCCGUUGAGCGGGGCAGCCGGAUCCAGAGUCCAGCGACCGGUACAGCCGCUCCACAUCUGCACGGUGUGCUAGGUGGAGGAGGGACUGGUGGAGGAGUCGGCGGGACGUCGAUGGACGUUGGUGCGGAGGGUGCGUCGCAGCCAGCCGCCGCCGUAGCCGCCACCGCGAACGGUACCGGUGCCGCCACAGCCGCCAGCGGCGGUCCGGUACCAGGUACGGCCGCCAGUACACCGGGCACGGCCCAGCCGGUUGGUCCGUUGCCGGUAAAGCGCAGCCAGUCGCGAAACGACGUGCUGGACCUGGACAGUGUACCCGGACCGUCGGGGCUACUGCCGAGCAACCCGGGCGUACCGGGCACGAUCGGGGGCAAUCCGCAGUCACGCUACUCAAACCUGUCGUUCUGGAAGGCGCGGCGGGUGCUGUUCUACCGGAAUGGCGAUCCCUUCUUUCCGGGCGUCGAGUUCCGGUUCAAGCCCGGGCGGGACAUCUGCACGCUCGAGGCACUGCUCGACAAAAUCUCCGCCCGGAUGGAUCUGCCCCGGGGCGCUCGCUACAUAUUCUCGAUGGACGGCGACAGGAAGUAUUCGCUCGAUGAGCUCGAGGACGGUUCCAGCUACGUCGUCUCCUCGUUCAAGGUGUUCAAGCCGGCCAGCUACGGCAAGAAGAACGGUGUGUGGUACGCGUCACCGGGCAAUCAGGGAUGGGGUAGCGGUGCGGGCCCGGGCCGACUCGGCCGCAAACCGUCCGUCACCGAGGUGGACAACAUGCCGUCCGGCAGCCUGAAGCCGAGCGCCGGCCGCGUUAUUAGAAUAAUCAACAGUCACGAUCACAGCGUGCAGUGUCGCGUGCUGCUGAACCUGCGCACAUCGCAACCGUUCGAGGAGGUGCUGGAGGAUCUCGGCCAGGUGUUGAAGAUGAUCGGAGCCAAAAAGAUGUAUACCAGCAACGGGCAGGAGGUGCGCAGCUUCUCGCAGCUGCGCAACGAGUUUGCCGAGGUGGAAACGUUCUAUCUGAGCAACACGCCCUCGCUGCCGGUCGGUGCGCUCGGGCCGGGCGUCAUACCACCGUCGCCCGGGCGCCGUUCGCGUUCGCGGCUGGGCGGCUCGGUACCGGACGAUCUGUCCAAGACGACCGCCCGCCAGCGGGCACGCAGCAAGAGCCGGCCGCGCGUGCUGUACGCACCGGAGAACGAGCUGGUCCGUGCAUCGUCCGACUAUCCGCUGCUGGACGCGAUGAAGGAGGAACCGACGCGCAUUACGAUCCGUGGCCUGCGGCGCACCUUCUAUCCGCCGCUGCAUCAUCCGCCGAUAGACAACGCACCGCCGGACAAGAAGCUGUCCCUGUUCUGGGUGCAUGGAUACCGUGGCAUCGAUUCGAAGCGCAAUCUUUGGGUUUUGCCGUCCGGCGAGCUGCUGUACUACGUGGCUGCCGUUGCCGUACUGUACGAUCGCGAGGAAGACGCACAGCGCCAUUACACCGGCCACACGGAAGACAUUAUGUGCAUGGAGGUGCAUCCAUCGCGGGAGCUAGUCGGCUCGGGACAGCGGGCCGGCCGGGAUCGGAAGUCGCAGGCGCACGUGCGCAUCUGGAGCACCGAGUCACUGCAGACGCUGUACGUGUUCGGGAUGGGCGAGCUCGAUUCGGGCGUAAUUGCGGUCGCCUUUUCACAGCUGAACGGUGGCAGCUACAUCCUCGCCGUCGAUGCCGGCCGCGAAAGCAUCCUGUCCGUCUGGCAAUGGCAAUGGGGCCAUCUGCUCGGCAAGGUGGCGACCCUGCAAGAAGGCAUUUGGGGCGCUACAUUCCAUCCGCUGGACGAUAAUCUACUGAUCACACACGGCCGAGGACAUCUGGCAUUUUGGCACAGACGGAAAGAUGGUUUCUUCGAAAAGACAGACAUCAUUAAACCGCCCUCUCGAACGUUUGUCACCUGCGUCCAGUUUGAGCCGGAUGGCGAUGUCAUCACGGCGGACAGUGACGGUUUCAUCACGAUCUACAGCGUCGACGCGGACGGUGCGUACUUUGUGCGCAUGGAGUUCGAGGCGCACAACAAAGCGAUCAGCUGCCUGGUGAUGCUGUCCGAGGGUACGCUGAUAUCUGGCGGCGAGAAGGAUCGCAAGAUAGCUGCCUGGGACUCGCUGCAAAACUACAAACGCAUCACAGACAUUAAGCUGCCGGAGUCAGCCGGCGGUGUACGCUCGAUAUAUCCUCAGCGGCCGGGCCGGAACGAUGGCAACAUCUACGUCGGCACGACGCGCAACAACAUCCUGGAGGGUUCGCUGCAGCGACGCUUCAAUCAGGUCAUCUUCGGGCACGGCAAACAUCUGUGGGCGCUGGCAGCCCAUCCAGAUGAUGAGGUGUUCGCGACCGGCGGUCACGAUAAGUAUGUGGCGCUUUGGCGCCGCCAAAAGCUGAUCUGGACGACCUCGGUCGGGUACGAGAUAAUAGCGCUCGCGUUCCAUCCGUACGGUGCCGCCCUGGCGGCUGGAAGUUCCGAGGGUCAUCUGAUAGUGAUUAAUGCGGAAAAUGGCGCCACAAUGCUGACGAUUCGUGUGUGUGGUUCACCGCUGAAUGCGGUCGAGUUUAAUCAGGUUGGUGACAUGAUAGCGAUUGGAUCACAAAAUGGCAGCAUCUAUCUGUUCCGAGUGUCACGCGACGGGUUCUCGUACAAGAAGAUCAACAAGAUCCGUGGCUCACAGCCACUAACACAUCUCGACUGGAGCAGCGAGGGUAACUUCCUGCAGUCGGUGACGGUAGACUUCGAUCUGCUGUUCUGGGACGUGAAGUCACUGUCACCGGAGAAGAGCCCGAUCGCGAUGAAGGACGUUAAGUGGCUGACCAGUAACAGCACCGUCGGCUUUCUGGUGGCCGGUCUCUGGAACAAUCGCUACUAUCCGGCACCGUCGAACACGAUCAUCACGACGACGGCACGCACCGCCGCCCAGGAUCUGGUGGCGGCUGGCGAUGCCGACGGUUAUCUGCGCCUGUUCCGCUACCCGUGCAUUACGCCGCGGGCCGAGUUUACCGAGGCGAAGGUAUACUCCGGUACGCUCGCGUGCGUGAAGUUCCUGUACGGCAACCAUAGCCUGGUGACGGUCGGCGGUACCGACGCGUCGCUCAUGAUCUGGGAGCUGACCGAGGAAUAGCCACUGUGGCCGCCGUGGCGCACCGGGGUCGGCGUCGCCGCAGCCGCCGGGUCUCCCUCACCAGCAGGUAAUCCUAGCACCGUACUACCCGUACCCGUAGCAAGCAACCAUCACCAUCAUCCCCACCAUACCCAUCAUCGGCCGGAAGCAAUCGCAACCGGCGGGUUCUGUCAGCGUCCGGCCACCCAGCCAGCCGUCAUCGUCGCGACAGCCGCCCC
Molecule: messenger RNA, 4955 nt
Organism: Anopheles maculipalpis
Lineage: Eukaryota; Metazoa; Arthropoda; Insecta; Diptera; Culicidae
Product: echinoderm microtubule-associated protein-like CG42247
Exons: 10
Coding region: 1-4737 (1578 amino acids)
Biological process (GO): intracellular signal transduction; microtubule cytoskeleton organization
Cellular component (GO): mitotic spindle
Molecular function (GO): microtubule binding
Source: RefSeq, a predicted model, not a curated record